CACAUAUCAUUGUUUUUACACAGUCAAACAUCAGUGGCAGCCCAUCGUCGAGGCGCCAGACUCAAACAAACGAUAACGAGGACGAAUUUCUGAACGAAAAGAGAGUUAACAUAAAUUUAAGUAAGCGCAAAGGAGUUGAAAACAUUCCUGUGUAAUUUUAUGAGAUCUGUCCUUCUCUCUCCACCAUGAAGACCACCAAACCUGCACUGCAGACCUCUGCUCAAGAGGAAUGUGGUGUUUGGCUGGACACUGUGCAACUGAAAGGAAAAGCUAAACAGAAACGACUCGCCCGUCCCAUUUCUAAACUGCUAAAUCCCUUCGCUGAAGUCGGAGGCUACAGUUUGGCUGUGGCACUCAACUUCACUCAGACCAAAUUGGAAAUACCAAAGACCAAACAGAGCUCUAUAUCAACCUUCUUCACCCCUCAGCGCAGAGUUAUCAAUAAGAUGUCUCCUUCUGAAGUACCAAACAUGGAUCCAGUGCUGCCUCCUCCAUCAUCUACCUCGUCCACAUGUGCCUUAACUCCUGUAGCAUCAGGGACAAAGCGAAGACGUGAAAUGGAUCUUGAAAUGUUUGACUUGUAUAACUCUGAGCCUGGUGUGGAUCAUGAGUGGAAAAGUGAAAAUGUGAACGAGCCCGAAGCAGCAGCGUGGCAGGAGCAGGCAGCAAGCCAUACACCUUCUCAAAACAUGUACUGUGAAUUUGAAGAAGAGCAGUUUGAGGAGAUAAAUCCACCACAGAGUAAGAGGAGGCUCACUGCAACCUCUUCAGUGCCAGGCGACAGUCAACCUCUUCCACAGGCGUGGAGUCAGGACCCACUGUUCACCUGUAGCCAAUUUGAAGGUUAUGAAGGUGAAUUUUACCUGACUGACCAGAAAAACAUCACAGCUAAGAAGUUUAGCGACUCUGAGCCAAGUUUCCUUAACAGUCUACAAAGUGAGGAGGCCUUUGAUAUUCGGAUGGAUGUGGAAGUGAGAACCUCGACUCAAAAAUCCCUUAAACACUUUCAUUCUUCUCAAAUGGAUGAUGAGAAAGAAAACAGCAGGUUUUUGUCUUCUGAGUCCCCAAGUAAGCACUCAACUCUGUCUCAUAUUGAACCUCUUUCAAAUCAUAAAUGGGCAGAAGCAAAAACCGCAUCCCCUCGAAAACAUAUUCCAGUGCAUCUGUGGAAAAAGGCUGAUAAAGAAGAGAGCCGCGACUCACAGUUCAAGUGGACAAAACCGAGUAGCUCUCCUCUAAAAAAACUAGCACCACAGCAGUCACGCAGAGCGGUUGAUGAGGACAGUCUGGCCAUGUUGUUCACCCAGGACUCUGAAGGCUUCAGGGUGAUAGCGCACAGAGGUCUGCAAGCCAGGAGUCCACUCAAAGAUCAGAGUAACAUAAGCGCUGGGGUUGUGAGAACUAGUGCUUACAAACCUCUGGUGGAGGAGGACGAGGAAGACGAGAUGCUCUUUACUCAAGACUCUCAGGGGAAUAUGGUGAUCAAACACUAAAAGGAGCCUUUGAAACUCAUUCGCAGGAGUCUUAUGUUAUUAUAGUCUGGAUGUGGAUAAUUGAUCUAUACUUUUUAAAUGAUAUUUUAAAUAUUUGUUCCACGGUGCCAGAGCUUGAAGUCAGUUGUUAUAAACUGAAAUCUUGUUUGUUUGUUUCCAUAUUGACUGAUUGUCUUCUUACCUUUCUUCAUCUGUAGAUUUUUUGUAUUUUCCUGGAGGUUUCAGCCAUAUUUUAUUCCUAUUUUGGUCUCUGUGUUGCUAAAAUGUCUUCCAAGGUGCAACUGUCUUCUGCAAUAACACCAACAAGCAAGAACUGAGGUUUUGAUUUUAUUUGAAAAACGAUAGUUACAUCAAAUUGUUUUCAUGUAAAUUAAAAGUUUUGAAAAGCA
Siniperca chuatsi (mandarin fish) is the source of this 1882-nucleotide messenger RNA. RefSeq lists its product as uncharacterized. The record is from RefSeq and is a predicted model, not a curated record. The coding region runs from base 186 to 1493 and encodes 435 amino acids. Gene Ontology annotation, biological process: spindle organization. The transcript is spliced from 4 exons. NCBI's taxonomy places the organism in Eukaryota, Metazoa, Chordata, Actinopteri, Centrarchiformes, Sinipercidae. Gene Ontology annotation, cellular component: spindle pole; centrosome.